UGAUCGUUGCGUUUGUGUGGACACAAGUAGUGAUGUCUUCGUGAGUGUUGUCUUCACAUUCUUCUGGAUGUCAUCGAGUGAUAGUGAUAUUUCCAGUGAUUUAAUCACUGAUCCGGAAGUGAUGGACGCGUUGUCGGCGACCAAACGCACCGCACAUACAGAGCCGCCGCCGAUGUCGGCCAUCGCUGGCCACACAUCACAACCGCUAACAAAUGUCUCCGAUACGAGUAGUGAUGAAAACAGUGGACACGAAGAGUAUGACAGUCGGCCAACACAGGCGGUCAAUAGAGAGACCGCUGGCCGCAAAUCAGGACACAGACGAGUAAAUAUUUCCGAUACGAGUAGUGAUGAAAACAGUGGACAGGAGUCGGCCGACAGUCGGCCAAAAGUGACCGCCGAUGGCGUCCAUCAGGACUCGUAUUACGCGUGAGAUUACGACGGCUGCGGCAAACUAUACGUCGGCGAACGGGAACUGGAGGCCCACCGGCGGGACUAUCACAUCGCGCUGAUGGCAGUCGGCUGUGACCUCCCGUGCAUCCGAUGCGGUCAUACGGCCGACAAUCGCCACGAUAUGGUCGCCCAUAAGCUCGUGUGUCCGCUGAAGCCGCCAAAAAAUCCGCGCAUCCGUUCAUAUAAGCGCCGGAAACGGCCGACAAGUGAUACCAAACAACCGCAACAGUACUCGUGCCGAGAGUGCAGCCAACACUUUGACACUAAGAACUCGCGCCGACAGCACGAGCGCAGUGACCACCCGUCGCCGCCCGGCGCCACCCCUACCGCUGCCCACCCGUGCGAUACGUGCGGUAAAGGCUUCGCCACCGCUUUAGGACUGGCCGCCCAUCGACUGGCCGUUCACCCGAAGCCGUUGGCCGAGCCGUUAAAGUGUGACAUCUGUGGGAAACACGCGUUCACUACCGAAAAGCGUUACCAUAAGCACCGGCUGUCUGUCCACGCGGUGCCAAAGCCGCGGCCCUUUCCGUGCGAUGAGUGCGACAAACAGUUCGCGUCCGAAGUGUCGCUCGGCUAUCAUCGGGCGAAUAACCACUACGCGGGCCGUCUAUUACCGGAGCCCUCGCCGUGCGAUACGUGCGGCCGAGUGUUCGGCAAUUCCUGGG
This is a messenger RNA of Medioppia subpectinata, 1115 nucleotides long. NCBI's taxonomy places the organism in Eukaryota, Metazoa, Arthropoda, Arachnida, Sarcoptiformes, Oppiidae. The record is from the annotation of a GenBank genome assembly.